Periophthalmus magnuspinnatus is the source of this 390-nucleotide messenger RNA. It is a transcript of the gene cfap144, whose product is annotated as cilia and flagella associated protein 144. The record is from RefSeq and is a predicted model, not a curated record. Gene Ontology annotation, cellular component: ciliary base. The coding region runs from base 1 to 390 and encodes 129 amino acids. NCBI's taxonomy places the organism in Eukaryota, Metazoa, Chordata, Actinopteri, Gobiiformes, Gobiidae. The transcript has 4 exons.
AUGGAGAAACAGAAACAGGACACAAAGGAUCUGGUCCAACAGAACGCCAUCCACAUCGAGACGGUGAAGAAAGAGCGAAGACACCACAGACUGGUCACAGAGUUCAGUCUGAACCCACGGGUCAAACUCCACGUGCUGCCGGACAAACCCAUGUCCAGGAAACCUGCGGAGGUUGUCACUGAGGACGCCGAUUUCAUCCGAGCGUUCCAUAAGGCUCGCGAGGAACCCACCAAGAAGUACAGCACACCGCAGACGGAGAGCCAGGAGAUCGGCUGGGUAUCGACUCCUCUGACAAUCGCAGACCGCAGUGACCGCAGAUUUAACUUCAACCGGCUGAGCACAGACGUCACCAAACACAAGGAGCUGGCUCUUCGAAAAGGGGCUCAGUGA